UCUUCUAUAAAAGAGAAUCAAAAAUAAAAUAAAAUAAAGAGACAAAAUAUUUUGGUUUCUUUUUCUUAUUAACAAUAGAUAUUCUGUUUAACAUCCUGCCUUUUUAUUAAACAUAUAUAAAUCAUAUAGUUUAUAAAAACAAAAAAACAAGGGAAACAAAUAUACAUAUACAUACAUAUCUAUUUUAUCUUUUUAAUAGAAUGGGAUAUUCUCUUCAACUUUAUACUGUUUGUGCAUUUGCAGCCAUUGGUGGUUUUUGUUUUGGUUAUGAUUCUGGUGUCAUUUCUGGUGUCUUGACCAUGCCACCAUUUAUUGAAGCUAUGACGGGUGGCGAAAAGUACCUUAAAGCGAUCCAAACUUCAGUUAUUACAGGUUUAUUAUUAGCUGGUUGUUUCGUUGGUUCUCUUUUUGCUGGUCAACUUUGUGAAAUAAUCUCUCGUAAAUAUACCAUCAUUCUUGCCUCGGCUGUUUUUUGUAUUGGUGCUGCCGUUCAAACAGCUGCUCAAAACUAUGAUAUGAUGAUUGCUGGUCGUUUUGUCGCAGGUCUUGGUGUCGGUUCACUUUCAAUGGCUGUCCCUGUUUACUUAUCUGAACUUGCACCUAAGGAAAUUCGUGGUCGUCUCAUCUCUCUUCAACAACUAAUGAUUACAAUUGGUCUCAUGGUUGCCUUCUGGGUUGGUGCUGGUACUCAAUAUAUUGAGACCAAGGCUGCAUACAGGAUUCCUCUUGGUAUUCAAAUCGCUCCUGCCUUUAUCCUUGGUGUCGGCUCCAUCUUCCUUCCUUUCUCUCCUCGAUGGUUAGUUAACAAGGGACGUAAUGAUGAGGCCUUGGGCGUCCUUGCCCGUCUUCAUUCAAAAGGCGAUAAGACGGCGCCUCAUGUCGUUGCUGAAUAUGAAGAAAUUGUGGCUCAAGUCGAGCAUGAACGUACUGUGUCAGUCUCAAGUUAUUUCGAACUCCUUAAAGGUACUGUCCGUAGAAGACUCAUCUUGGGUGUCCUUAUUCAGGUUUUCCAACAAUUUACUGGUAUCAAUUCGAUCAUGUAUUAUGCUCCUGUUAUUUUCCAACAAGCCGGUAUCCCCGGUCGUUCAGCUUCUUUAAUUGCCUCUGGUGUCAACGGUGUCCUUAACGUCCUUGCUACCAUUCCUCCCAUCUUGUAUCUCGAUCGUCUUGGUCGUCGUGUUGUCUUGAUCUCUGGUGCUUGUAUCAUGGGUGCUGCUAUGUUACUCUGUGGUAUCGUCAUGGGCGCUACAGGUCGUGUCUUUAGAAACGAAGCCUCAGGUCAAAUGGAGGUCGAUAUGUCGGGUAAUUCCCAUGCCUCCUAUUUCUGUAUCGUCAUGGUUUACGUAUUUGUUGCUGGUUUUGCUUAUUCAUGGGGCCCUGUUGGCUGGGUUUACCCUGCUGAAAUCUAUCCUCUUUCCAUUCGUGCUAAGGGUACCUCUAUUACAACCGCUUCCAACUGGCUCAUGAACUUUAUCAUCUCUCUUUUCGUCCCCGUUAUGCUUACUACCAUUACUUGGGGUACUUAUAUCUUCUUUGGUUGUUGUUGUGUUGUCAUGGCUAUCUGUGUUUGGCUCUUUUAUCCUGAGACUAAAGGUCAUUCUCUUGAAGAAAUGGAUCUUGUAUUCUCUGGUAGUAUUCUCGCUUAUAAGAGUAUGAAGAGAAACAAAAACGUUGUAGUUACUAAAGAACAAACUGAUAACGAAAGCGAAUUUGUUGAUGAGAAGGAACAAGCUUAAUUUAAACUCUACAUGGAAAUGUUGAAAGGAAGAAAGAAGGAAAAAAAAAAAAGAAACAUAAAACAAGAGACUGGCUUCUCAAUAUAUCCAUCAAGUAUUAAACUGUUUCUCCUCUUUAUUACUUUUUUUUUUAAUACAUUUUAAAGACACACUCUAAUAUAUUACUUUAUUACUUUUUUUUUUUUUAAAAAAAAAAAAAAGAAAA
Molecule: messenger RNA, 1941 nt
Organism: Cokeromyces recurvatus
Lineage: Eukaryota; Fungi; Mucoromycota; Mucoromycetes; Mucorales; Mucoraceae
Product: general substrate transporter
Exons: 2
Coding region: 201-1736 (511 amino acids)
Biological process (GO): transmembrane transport; carbohydrate transport
Cellular component (GO): membrane
Molecular function (GO): carbohydrate:proton symporter activity
Source: RefSeq, a predicted model, not a curated record